AUGAGUGCACCACCUAGACUUAGUGCAAGAACCUCGAUUUUGGAUCAAAAAAAAAAUGCAGCAAAUACAUCAUCAACACAAUUAAAGUCAAGCAGUGGUAUAUCAUCAUCCACACCAAGUGGUACUAGUAGUAUUGGCAGCAGUAGUGGAUUGAAAUCAAGCGGUGGAUUUUCAGCAACCUCCUCAACCUCAUCAAGCCCAAAUAUAUCAAAAAGAAAUUCUGCAAAUUUAUCACAGCAAUAUCAACAAUCGACCACAUUAUCAUCACCACCAUUUAAAAGUCCAACAAAUGCCCCUUCACCAUCCUCUUCCUCACCAUUUUCAUAUUUUUCAAAACAAACAUCGGCCCAAAAUUUAGCAAUGUUAAUCUAUCAAGAUUAUGUCGAUGAACAAUUAUUUUAUAACUCUCCAACAGAGCAAGACGAUGAAGAAUUUGAUCACAUUAGAAAUUUAUUAAAUUCCGAAUAUUCUGUAACUACAGUACAAUCAACAGGUGCAUUAAAGAGUAACAAUUUGGUAGUUAUGAGUUGGAAAAACAAUGCAACUAUUGAACAAAGCGAACAAGAUGAACAAAUCGAAAAUGACAAACGUGAUUUAAAUUUCAUCAAAGAUCAAUUAGCUAAAAAUAACAGUAUGUCAAAACAAAUGGUAUAUAUUUUAGACCGUUUCAACGAUGGUCUAUCUUUACUCGAAAACGAAGUAGCACCAAUCAAUGCAUCGAUGAAAGAAUGGAGUAGUAUUUUCAACAAUAUCAACUCUACCAUGGAUAUGGUUAAAUCAACUCUCGAGAAAUUUGAUGUAGAUAAAAUUGAAAGUAAAAUUAAAGAAGGUGCCAAAGGAGAUUACAUUUCGUAUAUGGCUGCAUUGGAACAUGUUGGUGGUGCAAUCGACUAUCUCAAUGAACACAACCAAUUCAAAUCUGCAGAUAAAGUUAUUAACUCUCUUAAAGACCUCAAACAAUUUGGUCUUAACGAACUAGAAAGCAACUUCAAAUCAUUACUUCUCAAGAUUAGUAACAUUACAGACCCAACCACCAUCCCAAAACUACCCAACUCCAAACGUUAUCUUGCCAUCAUAUCACCAUCUCUAAUUGAAGAAAUUUCAAAAUCAAUAGAACUCUUUGAAAAGCUACACUUUACCUCAUUCUUAAAAGAGUAUAAAGAUAAACGUUCUAAAUUUAUAUUGCUUUCACUUAGAAAAAUGGGACCAGAGAAAUUUAUUAAACAAACUAGCGAAACCAAGAACUUGGCAUACGUCAAAGGCUCACACCCCUUAAUCUCCUAUGUUAGCGAAACCCUUCGUCUUUAUCAAAUCGAAUCAGACUUGGCAAGUGAAUUCUUUGGAAACCAAUAUCAUACCAUAUUAGAGGAAAUCAUUGACCCAGCACACGAAUUAUUAUUAGAAACCACCGAACCCAUUAUUAAAGUUAAAAAAACCCCAGGUGACAAGGUAUUUAGUAUAUUCCCACUAUUAGAUUUAUUCGAUACUUUUACAACACUUUUACCAGACUUUAUAUCAUCGAUUUCUGCCAGAGAUGGCAAACACAUCUCUGAAUUAAAAACUCAAAUUAAACAUCUUCAAGAAACCUGUGCAUCUUUACUAGAUUUCUCAUUAGAAGACGAUAGAGAACAACGUUCCAAAGAUAGUGUUAUUACCGACGCAACUGUUGAUGAAAUUUCUUCAAAUAUGUUAAAUUAUUUCAAACGUUUAAUUGAAUAUAAAUCAUCAGUCGAGUUAUUAUUAAAAUCUCAACAAUCUGCAUCAUCAUCAUCAUCAUCAUCAUCAUCAUCAUCAUCAUCAUCGUCUCAAACAUUUUAUACCUUUUUGGAAAAGAUAUUAAAAAGUCUUAUCAAAUAUUUACAAACAAGAGCAAAAAAAGAUUUCUCUUCCCAACCAGCCACAGAUUUCUUCAAGCCACCAAUCAAAUCUGUUAUAUUUUUAAUAAACAAUUAUAGAUACAUAGCGAGCUCAUUAAAACAAUCAAAUAUACUUGGCGAUAGUGAGAAUGUAAACAAUAAUAAUAACAAUGCUAUACUUCACGAAUUUGAAACCUGCUUAGAUAAUGAAACUAAAGUAUUCAAUUCAUUUUGGAAAACUAUUACAGAUAUUUUAGUAAUUACAAAAACCGGUAAAGAUAAAGAUGAUACAAAAGCAGUUAUUAAAAAACAUACCAAUUUCUUAAAAACUUUAAAUGAUUUAAAUAAAUUAAAAUUCGAUAUACCCGAUUUAGAGUUAAAACAAAAAUUAAAAACAGAUUCAAAGAAUAUAAUUAGUAAAUCAUAUGAUAAUUUUAAAGAAGCUUGUAGAUUAGAAAAAAUCCAUUUAGAAAAAAACUUUACUCCUUUCGAAACUACUGAUGAUAUAAACAGAAAGAUUGAAAAAAUAUUUGACUCCCAAUAA
This is a messenger RNA of Dictyostelium purpureum, 2400 nucleotides long. RefSeq lists its product as uncharacterized. Gene Ontology annotation, biological process: exocytosis. Gene Ontology annotation, cellular component: exocyst. The record is from RefSeq and is a predicted model, not a curated record. Gene Ontology annotation, molecular function: phosphatidylinositol-4,5-bisphosphate binding. Bases 1 to 2400 code for a protein of 799 amino acids. NCBI's taxonomy places the organism in Eukaryota, Evosea, Eumycetozoa, Dictyosteliales, Dictyosteliaceae. The transcript is spliced from 4 exons.